Struthio camelus australis is the source of this 1225-nucleotide messenger RNA. The record is from RefSeq and is a predicted model, not a curated record. NCBI's taxonomy places the organism in Eukaryota, Metazoa, Chordata, Aves, Struthioniformes, Struthionidae.
CAUUUUAUUCAUCGGUGAAGUGGUGUGAUGUUUUACUGUGUUUUGGUGGUAAAACCACGUGUAAGUUUUAAUGAUCUAGCUUCUAUUUUGACCUUCUUGAGUGGCCUACAGAUCUUUACUUCUUCUAGGGAAAGCAGCAUUGUAGGAACAACGAUCAAGAAACUAAUGGGAAGAAAUUAACUUCCAGUUUGAGUGACUUCAGUGAUCCAGUUUACAAAGAAAUUGCUAUCACCAAUGGCUAUAUCAAUAGAAUGUCCAGAGAUGAGCUCAGAAGUAAACUUGCAGAGUUCAAGCUUGAAACCAGAGGAGUGAAAGAUGUACUGAAGAAGAGACUGAAGAACUAUUAUAAAAAACAGAAGCUGAUGCAGAAGGAACCUAUUAAUGGAGAUAGCUACUACGACUACAUCUGUGUUGUUGACUUUGAAGCAACAUGUGAGGAAGGAAACCCACCUGAAUUUGUACAUGAAAUAAUUGAGUUUCCUGUUGUCUUAGUAAACACACAUACCCUGGAAAUAGAGGAUACCUUUCAGCAAUAUGUGAAGCCAGAGAUUAAUCCUAAACUUUCUGCAUUCUGCAUCAGUCUAACAGGAAUCACUCAGGACAUUGUUGAUAAAGCUGAUACAUUUCCUCAAGUUCUGCAGAAAGUCAUAGAGUGGAUGAGACAGCGAGAACUGGGAACAAAGUAUAGCUAUUCCAUGUUGACAGAUGGAUCCUGGGAUAUGAGUAAAUUUUUGAAUAUCCAGUGCCGUAUUAGCCGUAUCAAAUAUCCUUCUUUUGCGAAAAGGUGGAUCAAUAUUCGCAAAUCGUAUGGGAACUUCUAUAAGGUUCCUAGGAACCAGACCAAGCUGACAAUCAUGCUUGAAAAGCUGGGGAUGAACUAUGAUGGGAGGCCUCACAGUGGACUUGAUGACUCUAAAAACAUUGCAAGGAUAGCUAUAAGGAUGCUGCAGGAUGGCUGUGAACUGCGUGUGAAUGAGAGAAUGCAUGCUGGGCAGCUCAUGACGGUCUCCUCCUCAGCCCCCUUAGAGGGAGCCCCUGCUCCACAGAUGCCCCGCUUUAGAAACUAGCAGUUCAGGGUUUCUGUGUUUUGAGCUGCUGAAAAAUACCUGCAACAGACUGUUAACAGCUUAUUGAAAAGCCACCUCUGUGAACCUGUCUGCAGUGCAGAAUCUGAAAGCACCUUAAGUAAAGGUCUCUGUUGAAAUAAAGAGAAGUAUGGAAGCUC